Molecule: messenger RNA, 454 nt
Organism: Oppia nitens
Lineage: Eukaryota; Metazoa; Arthropoda; Arachnida; Sarcoptiformes; Oppiidae
Product: keratin-associated protein 19-2-like
Exons: 3
Coding region: 98-415 (105 amino acids)
Source: RefSeq, a predicted model, not a curated record
AUCAUUGACAAUAGUUUCUGUAACAUUAUUUGUACUAUUAAUACUAAACACUAACAAUGUUCAGAGUCAAUACGCUAACACGUAUGGCCAAAAUACAAUGUAUGGUAGAGGUCGUUACGGUUUGCAAAACUAUUACGCACGCUACGGCAAUUUAAACACCAAUAGAGGUAUGUACGGUUACGGUAAUGGUUACAAUAAUCCGUACGGUUAUGGCAAUGGUUACGGUCAAAAUGGUUAUGGCUAUGGUAACGGCGCAGGCGCCGGUAGAUACGGUAUGGGUCAGUACGGUCAACAACCACAACAACAACAACAAGGUUACGGUAACUAUGGUAACAUGGGAGGCGGCGCUGGCGGUGGCGCCGGUUCAGGCGGUUAUAAUAGACAGGGAGGCGCCAGUAGUGGCAGUGACGAGUAGUUUAUUUUUUUUUGUUAAAAAUAAUAAUUAUUAUUAAUA